Arachis stenosperma is the source of this 1474-nucleotide messenger RNA. Its product is annotated as ADP,ATP carrier protein 1, mitochondrial-like. Lineage: Eukaryota; Viridiplantae; Streptophyta; Magnoliopsida; Fabales; Fabaceae. Gene Ontology annotation, cellular component: mitochondrial inner membrane. Gene Ontology annotation, molecular function: ATP:ADP antiporter activity. Gene Ontology annotation, biological process: mitochondrial ADP transmembrane transport; mitochondrial ATP transmembrane transport. The transcript has 4 exons. Bases 110 to 1231 code for a protein of 373 amino acids. The record is from RefSeq and is a predicted model, not a curated record.
UGAGUCUCAGCAAGUUCGAGUCCCUUCCAAGUUCGGAACCGUUUUCGUCUAACAACACUUCCUCCAUUUUCCUUGUAUUGUAAAUCAAGUCACAGUGUAAACAGAAAUCAUGGAGGGUGGACCUUAUAUGAUGCAGCAUCCAUCAAUAUCACAGAAGCUAGGUGGAGGAUCUUUUCUUGUGUCCAAGCUUGCCACUGGAUUUCACUCAAGAAACUCUUCCAGCAGUGGCAUUUACCUCAAUGGCUUUGCGGCCGUGACACCGGGGGUAUCUCCGGUCACAGCUUACUCUCCGGCGGAGAAAGGAGGAGCUACUACUUCUUUCAUAGUGGAUUUUCUGAUGGGAGGAGUGUCUGCUGCUGUGUCUAAGACUGCGGCCGCGCCGAUCGAGAGAGUUAAGCUGCUAAUUCAGAACCAGGAUGAGAUGCUCAAGACUGGUCGGUUGUCUCAUCCGUACAAGGGAAUUGGUGAUUGUUUUGCUAGAACUAUUAAGGAUGAAGGGGUGCUUUCACUUUGGAGAGGAAACACUGCUAAUGUUAUCAGAUACUUCCCUACUCAGGCGCUGAACUUUGCUUUCAAGGAUUAUUUUAAGAAGCUCUUCAACUUCAAGAAAGAAAGAGAUGGCUACUGGAAAUGGUUUGCUGGGAACUUGGCAUCUGGUGGGGCUGCCGGAGCUUCUUCCCUCUUGUUUGUUUAUUCUUUGGACUUUGCCAGAACUCGUUUGGCCAAUGAUGCCAAGGUUGCUGCUAAGCAGGGUGGUCAAAGGCAGUUCAAUGGCUUGAUUGAUGUUUACACCAAAACCAUUAAAUCCGAUGGUAUCACUGGCCUUUAUCGCGGAUUCACCAUCUCUUGUGUUGGGAUUGUUGUGUAUCGUGGUCUCUAUUUCGGAAUGUAUGAUUCUUUGAAACCAGUGGUUCUGGUCGAUGGCUUGCAGGAUAGUUUCUUUGCAAGUUUCUUUUUGGGUUGGGGAAUCACAAUAGGUGCUGGCUUGGCCUCUUACCCCAUUGAUACUGUUCGUAGAAGAAUGAUGAUGACAUCCGGAGAAGCCGUGAAAUACAGCGGCUCCGUGGAUGCAUUCAAGCAGAUCAUCGCCAAAGAGGGUGCUAAGUCGCUCUUCAAAGGUGCCGGUGCGAACAUAUUGCGUGCUGUUGCAGGUGCCGGUGUGCUUGCCGGUUAUGACAAGCUACAGCUCCUUUUGUUUGGAAAGAAAUAUGGUUCUGGUGGUGGAGGCUAAGAUAUACAGAUAAUGAUGAAAGAAACUAUAUGGGACAGUAUGUUGAAUCUCAUUCAUGCUGAAAAUAAAUAAUAACUAUUUGAGCUUUCUCAGAGUUUAUAGACUCGGAUAUUUAGAAACCAUAGUUUUUCUUUUAAUUGUUUGAGGGUACAUGUUUGGAGCUUGUAGCUUGAGUGGUUAUGAUGACCAUUUUGGUUGAAAUAAUUGAAGACUGUUCAAAGUUGCCAUUCUAUUCUCGUGUUC